Molecule: messenger RNA, 1731 nt
Organism: Chrysoperla carnea
Lineage: Eukaryota; Metazoa; Arthropoda; Insecta; Neuroptera; Chrysopidae
Product: protein bric-a-brac 2-like
Exons: 3
Coding region: 125-1159 (344 amino acids)
Biological process (GO): regulation of transcription by RNA polymerase II
Cellular component (GO): nucleus
Molecular function (GO): protein binding
Source: RefSeq, a predicted model, not a curated record
AUUAAAUUUAACUUUGUAAUAAAUGUUGUAAAGUUUAUUAAAAAAUAAUAAUAACAACAACCUGUUGAUUUAAAUGGUGGCAAGUUAAACUACGUUUUAGUAAAAAAAAAUUCCAUAUUGCGAGAUGAUGUGUACUGAACAAUAUGCCUUACGUUGGAAUAACUAUUCCAAUCAUAUCUCCGGAGCAUUCGAUUCUCUUCGCCACGACGAUAACUUAGUGGAUGUUACACUAAGUUGUGAUGGUGGCAAGAUACGUGCCCAUAAAAUCAUGUUAUCUGCAUGUAGUCCGUAUUUUCGAGAUCUUUUCAAAGAAAAUCCAUGUCAACAUCCUAUUGUAAUCUUACGAAAUGUUAGCUACACAGAUUUAUCAGCGAUUGUAUCGUUUAUGUACCAAGGUGAGGUGUCUGUGAUUAGUGAUCAAUUAACUUCUUUCUUGCAAACGGCAGAGCUUUUAGAAGUACGUGGUUUAACUGAUUCUGGACGAGAAUCACCAGUUUUGCCUGUAGAAGAAGUUGAUAAUCGAUGUUUACCACCGAUUGGAGACGAAACGCAACAGCAGCAAGUUGAAAGAAUUCCUGAGAAAUUUUCACCAAAUAAUAAGAAAAAACGGCGACUUACUAAUGAUGAACAGACAAAUGUUUUGGAUGGUUCGUCGGUUAAUAAAUUGAAUGAAAAUGCAUCUAUGAUGGAAAAUUCAAAUGAAAAUUAUAAUUAUGUUGGAGAGGUUUACGGGAAAGAAUUGAUUGAUGUUUCUGAAUUGAAUCAAAAAAAUACUUCUUUUAUUACAGGACGAACUGCAACUGUAACGGCAACAGCUACAGCAACUUAUAAACGCAAAGACGAAACAGGCAAUGUUAUAUCGGAACAAACAACGGAAACUAGUAGUACCCCAGGACCUUCUGCAGAUCAAGAUGAUAUGAAAGGACAAGCCGUUGAUGGUGAAGAUGAACUACUAUUUCGUUGUCGCCUCUGUUGGAAAGGAUUCAAACAUCCAAUGUCCUUAACAUUACAUCGAGAUGCACAUGAAGGAAAAACUGAAUGUCCUGUAUGUCGACGGCAUUUCAGUCGAUCGUAUGAUAUGCGAUCACAUUUAACUCGUAUCCAUAAAAUGACAUUAAGUUUAGAUGCUAAAUUAGAUUUUACUGACGAUAAAGUUUAGCAAAUAGUUAAAAACAUUAGAGUGCUUUUAGCACAGUUUGUGAUAUCGAAUUAGUAAGAAUUAUUUAUUCUCAAGAGAAAGCUAAGGUCAAUCAUAAUUUUACAAAUUUGUUUCAAAGAGUUAAUCUUUAAUAGAGUUUAUAUGGUACAUAUUAAUUCGAGGCGAUAAUUUUUUUGAGGCAUUAAGGCUAAUUUUUUUGGUGCUUGUGAAGUGUUGUGAAUUCAUUCGCUUAGUUAAUCGAAUAGUCUAACAAAUAGCCUUUUUAUUCAAUCACAAUUGUUAAUCUAUUCAAACUAUUUAAGCUUUUAACGUCACAAAAAGUAAAAAUAAACAGAAAAAACAGAAAGUUAUUGAGAAACCUUUCACAUAAAAAUUCAAGUCAUUAUCGGACUAAAUAAACUCAUCUACGCCGGUUUAACUUUUGUCAAUUGUAGAAGUUUUGAAUACUAAUUUUUUAGAAGUCAUAAAAUUUAUUUUUUGUAUUUCCACUAUUAAUUUGUUAACUUGUGAACAUAAACCCACGAUGUCUUCAAUUGAUUUCUAUACAAGUUACCAAUUUCUUACAAAAUGAG